GUAGAGAGAGAAAGAGAGAGACAACGAAGAAAAGAACCCGUUGGUCACCAGAAUGAACUUUGGUUUUAUAGCAAUCCUCUUUAUUCACCGAUCCACGUCCAUCACCGUCUUCCUUCUCCUAUUCUCUUUUUCUUGUUCAUUUUCUUGUUCUUCUUUUGGGAAAGAAGAACACAGAGAAUUGAAGGAAGAAGAUUGAGAACGGGGAAUACCCAGGUAAUUGGUUCCGUGAAAUUUUUUAUUUUGAUAACUGGGUGUUUCUCUUUUCAUCUUUUUACCUUCAGUGGGGGAAAGGGGUUUUUCUGAGUUGAUGGACUUGGAAAGCGUUGAGUGUGUGUCAUCCUCGGAUGGCAUGGAUGAGGAUGAGAUCCACACCAAUCAUCAUCACUCUGAGUUUUCUUCCACAAAGCCUCGCAAUGGAGGCACCAAUAACGUUAAUUCUGUGGGGUCCACCGCCCUUGCUCCGGCAACCAGCGUCCAUGAGUUGCUGGAAUGUCCUGUGUGUACUAAUUCAAUGUACCCUCCAAUCCACCAGUGUCACAAUGGCCACACACUCUGUUCCACUUGUAAAACAAGGGUGCACAACCGAUGUCCCACUUGUAGACAAGAGCUUGGAGAUAUUAGGUGUCUGGCACUGGAAAAGGUGGCUGAAUCACUUGAGCUACCUUGCAAGUACUACUCCCUUGGAUGUUCAGAAAUCUUUCCAUACUACAGCAAGCUUAAGCAUGAGACAGUAUGCAAUUAUAGACCAUAUAGUUGCCCUUAUGCUGGAUCAGAGUGUUCUGUCGUGGGAGAUAUUCCCUUCCUUGUUGCUCAUUUAAGGGAUGAUCAUAAAGUGGACAUGCACACAGGAUGCACAUUCAACCAUCGUUAUGUGAAGUCAAAUCCACGUGAAGUGGAGAAUGCAACCUGGAUGCUCACAGUGUUUCAUUGUUUUGGCCAAUAUUUCUGCCUUCAUUUUGAAGCUUUCCAGCUUGGCAUGGCACCUGUUUACAUGGCAUUUCUUCGUUUUAUGNAUUCAAUGUACCCUCCAAUCCACCAGUGUCACAAUGGCCACACACUCUGUUCCACUUGUAAAACAAGGGUGCACAACCGAUGUCCCACUUGUAGACAAGAGCUUGGAGAUAUUAGGUGUCUGGCACUGGAAAAGGUGGCUGAAUCACUUGAGCUACCUUGCAAGUACUACUCCCUUGGAUGUUCAGAAAUCUUUCCAUACUACAGCAAGCUUAAGCAUGAGACAGUAUGCAAUUAUAGACCAUAUAGUUGCCCUUAUGCUGGAUCAGAGUGUUCUGUCGUGGGAGAUAUUCCCUUCCUUGUUGCUCAUUUAAGGGAUGAUCAUAAAGUGGACAUGCACACAGGAUGCACAUUCAACCAUCGUUAUGUGAAGUCAAAUCCACGUGAAGUGGAGAAUGCAACCUGGAUGCUCACAGUGUUUCAUUGUUUUGGCCAAUAUUUCUGCCUUCAUUUUGAAGCUUUCCAGCUUGGCAUGGCACCUGUUUACAUGGCAUUUCUUCGUUUUAUGGGUGAUGAGAAUGAGGCUCGGAAUUAUAGCUAUAGCCUAGAGGUUGGGGCCAAUGGUAGAAAACUCAUCUGGGAGGGUACGCCACGGAGUGUUCGAGAUAGCCACCGUAAAGUGAGGGAUAGCCACGAUGGGCUCAUCAUUCAAAGAAAUAUGGCUCUAUUUUUCUCUGGUGGGGACAGAAAGGAGCUGAAACUCAGAGUUACAGGAAGAAUAUGGAAGGAGCAACAGAAUUCUGAUGCUGGUGUGUGCAUGCCAAAUCUCUGUAGUUGACAUGUUAUUUGAAGGGCAUUUCUAUCAGUUCUGUUUCUUCACUCAUUUGGGCUAUAUAUUUAUACCAUCGAAGUGGCUCUGAAAUGUCCAGUUUUUAUAAACUGUGUAAUGAACCAGAUUUUCUUCCUCUGAAAUUUGUUUGAUUGGAAUUUGAAUUAA
Vigna umbellata (rice bean) is the source of this 1948-nucleotide messenger RNA. Lineage: Eukaryota; Viridiplantae; Streptophyta; Magnoliopsida; Fabales; Fabaceae. The record is from RefSeq and is a predicted model, not a curated record.